Molecule: messenger RNA, 3334 nt
Organism: Drosophila subobscura
Lineage: Eukaryota; Metazoa; Arthropoda; Insecta; Diptera; Drosophilidae
Gene: Pkc98E
Product: protein kinase C
Exons: 10
Coding region: 246-2462 (738 amino acids)
Biological process (GO): protein phosphorylation
Molecular function (GO): ATP binding; diacylglycerol-dependent serine/threonine kinase activity
Source: RefSeq, a predicted model, not a curated record
CACACCACCCACCACCUCAACCACACACGACCACAGAGUGGUUCCUGCUGUUCUCUGAACCGCUGAAACCAAACCACCGUCGCUGCUGACUCACGUGACGCAGUCCGCCAGCUGCUACCGGGGAUCGUUGCAAUAAAGAGAUAUAAACCCCCUCUCCAGAGACCCGAACAGCCAGUAAGCCACAACAGGGGAGAGGAGUUGUAUCUGCAGGAGGGUCAAGUCACAGCAAGGGCAAACGGGGGGAAAUGACAAUGUUUACGGGCAAGCUGCAGAUCAAGGUGUGCGAGGCGAGCGGCCUGCGUCCAACAGAUUUCCAGAAGCGCCACUACCUAACAUUCGGCAAACUAGCCGAUGAGCAGCUCAUUGAUCCCUACGUCUCGAUAGAUGUCGACGAGAGUCACUUUGAUCGAUCCACCACACGCCCAAAGACAUUCGAUCCUGUCUGGAAUGAGCAGUUCGUGCACGAUGUUAACAAUGCCAAGAACAUCAACUUGACCGUCUUUCACGAUGCGGCCCUGCCGCCGGAUGAUUUUGUGGCCAAUUGUAUUAUAUCGUUCGAAGAUCUUAUGCAGAGCGAGACAGGCGCUCCAGAUCUAUGGGUCAACCUGGAGCCACAGGGGAAGAUCCAUAUCAUCAUUGAGCUGAAGAAAUGCAAUGAUCAAGCCAAAGCUGAGGCCGAGGUGGAACGCACUGUGGCCGUCAAUAAGGAGUUCAAAGAGCGCGCUGGCUUCAAUCGCCGUCGUGGAGCCAUGCGACGACGCGUGCACCAGGUGAAUGGUCACAAGUUCAUGGCAACAUUUUUGCGUCAACCCACCUAUUGUUCGCAUUGUCGGCAGUUUAUCUGGGGAAUUGGUAAACAAGGCUAUCAAUGUCAAGUCUGCACCUUAGUUGUACAUAAAAAAUGUCAUCUGUCCGUGGUGUCCAAGUGUCCGGGCAUGCGAGACGAGCAGCAGACCAAAGUGGAGGUGGUGCCUGCCGGCCAGAGAUUCAACGUCAAUGUGCCCCACCGGUUUGUGGUGCACAGCUACAAGCGGUUCACCUUCUGCGACCACUGCGGCUCGCUGCUGUACGGACUCAUCAAGCAGGGACUGCAGUGCGAGACCUGCUGCAUGAAUGUGCACAAGCGCUGCCAAAAGAACGUGGCCAACACGUGCGGCAUCAACACCAAGCAGAUGGCCGAGAUCCUCAGCUCGCUCGGCAUCUCGCCGGACAAGCAGGGCCAGCAGCCGCGCCGCUCCAAGUACUUGAAUCAGCAGGGUGGCGAGGAUAACUAUGGCGCCUCGCUGGGUGGAGACGGGGACAAUGUGCCCGGUGCAUCGUUCCGCAGUGGCACAAUGUCGGCCGACAGCCUGGCCACCUCCACGAGCACGCUGACCAGCGGGUACAACAGCAGCAGCUGCAUGAGCCUGGCCGUGGGCGGAGCCACCGGGGACACACGCCCCGGCAAGUGCUCGCUGCUGGACUUUAACUUCAUCAAGGUGCUGGGCAAGGGCUCGUUCGGCAAGGUGAUGCUCGCCGAGAAGAAGGGCACCGACGAGAUCUAUGCCAUCAAGGUGCUGAAGAAGGAUGCCAUCAUCCAGGACGACGACGUGGACUGCACCAUGACGGAGAAGCGCAUCCUGGCGUUGGCCGCCAACCAUCCCUUCCUGACUGCGUUACAUUCCUGUUUUCAGACACCGGACCGCCUGUUCUUCGUGAUGGAGUACGUGAAUGGCGGCGACUUGAUGUUCCAGAUACAGAAGGCGCGUCGCUUUGAGGCGGCCCGUGCCGCCUUCUAUGCGGCGGAGGUGACAUUGGCGCUACAAUUCCUUCACACCCACGGUGUCAUCUAUCGCGAUCUGAAGCUGGACAACAUUCUGCUCGAUCAGGAGGGGCACUGCAAGCUGGCCGACUUUGGCAUGUGCAAGGAGGGCAUCAUGAACGGCAUGCUAACCACAACAUUCUGUGGCACACCCGACUACAUUGCCCCGGAGAUACUCAAGGAGCAGGAGUAUGGCGCAUCCGUGGAUUGGUGGGCGCUCGGCGUGCUCAUGUACGAGAUGAUGGCCGGCCAGCCGCCGUUCGAGGCUGACAAUGAGGACGAGCUCUUCGACUCGAUCAUGCACGACGAUGUCCUCUAUCCCGUUUGGCUGUCCCGCGAAGCCGUUUCCAUAUUAAAGGGUUUUCUCACCAAGAAUCCGGAGCAGCGUCUGGGCUGCACUGGCGAUGAGAACGAGAUACGCAAGCAUCCAUUUUUCAGUAAGCUCGACUGGAAGGAGCUGGAGAAGCGCAACAUAAAGCCACCAUUCCGACCAAAAAUGAAAAAUCCACGCGAUGCCAACAAUUUCGAUGCGGAGUUCACCAAGGAGGAUCCGGUGCUGACACCCAUCGGAAACGAUGUCAUACGCUGCAUCAAUCAGGAUGAGUUCGCUGGCUUCUCGUUUGUCAAUCCAAAGUUCGGACCAGAGCGCAAAGUCUACUAGGGCCCAACGAUCAUUGUUCAUUUUCCCCUUCACUUUUGGAGGCAUCGCAUACGAUCUGAUCCGCCGAAACAACAAUACCCUGACACACCCUAGGGACCGGGCCCGGGCCGCAUAGAUCAGUCAGUGAGUUAGUGUUUUAAAUUGGGUGGACAUACAGAUCGAUCUGUGCCGUCAUCUAGCAUCAAUCAAGCAACUGUCAUCUGUGUCAUCUACCAUGUAGCAUCUAGCGUCUAGCGUAUUCCUCUAGCGUAUAUCCCUAGCACGAGCAAACUAUUCGUAUUGUUUCGCUUCAUUGUUGUCUGUUUUCCAGUUGUAGUCGUUGUCCUUAUUUCGCUCUAAAUCCUAGGUUCGAAUCAGAGAAGUGAAACAUUGCAAGUACCCAGUCACCCAGCCAUAGCCAUCUACACAACCAAGAACCAGUGCCAAAGCUUAGCUGCUUUAGCUGCUGCCCAACUUGAAUUUGAAUGAUGGCAGUGAGAACCAAGAAAUUGUUAAGUUUAACCGCAGAUUCCUCUUCCGUUUCCGCUUCCGCUUUAAGCUUCAAGCUGCAGCUACACUUGGAUGGAGCCUGUCUCCGCCGCUUAGAGAAUUUUAAUUUAUUUAUUGUAUUUGUACUUUAUUGAAGUUAUGUUGUUUUGCCAUGCCAAUCCACCGCCUCGCCCCGCACCCGAACCCAUCUAGUCAAUGCCCAAUGUGGGCAGCAAUUGUGGCUCAAAAAGUGCAAUUUUGUUAUUAGUUAUUUAUUGAUUAAUUGAUUGUUUAACGUGCCGAAUCUCAAGUUUCGCACUUAAAGGCAGGCAUAAAGACGGGCAGACAGCGUCCAAGCUUAGCUCUUGCUCCAAGCGAAUCUCAAGGGAACCUCUGAAAAAAAA